AUGCACAGCUCCCCAGGACCAUUCCCCAGCGGGCUUCAGCUGCUGUCUCCAUAUCCGACACCGUCCGUGUGUCCCUACUGUGGGACCCACAUCAUCACAGUGACCAAGGCUGUCCCAGGCACCCUUACCUGGAUUCUGUGCACCGGGAUCUGCAUGGCUGGGUGUAUCAUGGGCUGCUGCCUUAUCCCCUUCUGCGUGGACGGCUUGAUGGACGUGUUGCAUACGUGCCCUGUGUGCCAGCAGGAGCUCUUCUGCUACAAACACCUGUGA
Phacochoerus africanus (Common warthog) is the source of this 270-nucleotide messenger RNA. RefSeq names its product LITAF domain containing (gene LITAFD). The record is from RefSeq and is a predicted model, not a curated record. Bases 1 to 270 code for a protein of 89 amino acids. Gene Ontology annotation, biological process: regulation of cytokine production. Lineage: Eukaryota; Metazoa; Chordata; Mammalia; Artiodactyla; Suidae. The transcript is spliced from 3 exons. Gene Ontology annotation, molecular function: zinc ion binding.